Penicillium robsamsonii is the source of this 939-nucleotide messenger RNA. Its product is annotated as dihydrodipicolinate synthase family protein. The transcript has 2 exons. NCBI's taxonomy places the organism in Eukaryota, Fungi, Ascomycota, Eurotiomycetes, Eurotiales, Aspergillaceae. Gene Ontology annotation, molecular function: 4-hydroxy-tetrahydrodipicolinate synthase activity. Bases 1 to 939 code for a protein of 312 amino acids. The record is from RefSeq and is a predicted model, not a curated record.
AUGACCAACCAAACCAAAUUGAAUCCCCUCCCCCACGGUGUCUACGUCCCCACCGUAGCAUUCUUCAAACCUGACGAAGAGGUCGAUCUCGCAACAGUCGAGAAACACGCCGUGUAUCUCGCCCGCAGCGGGGUAACUGGUCUAGUAACCCAGGGCAGCAAUGGCGAAGCCGUCCACCUGGACCGCGAAGAGCGCAUGGCCAUCACAGCCGCCACACGCCGCGCCAUCAAUGAAGCAGGAUAUAGUACCAUGCCUGUGAUUGCCGGCUGCGGCGCCGCAUCGACUCGUGAAACCAUCCGGUAUUGCCUUGACUCAGCGGCAGUAGGGGCCGACGCUGUUUUGGUGCUCCCACCCAGCUACUACAAGACCCUCGUGAGCACCGAGUCCAUGCACGCCCACUUCCGUGCAGUAGCCGAUGCAUCGCCCAUCCCCGUGCUCAUCUACAACUUCCCCGCCGUGCAGUCCGGUCUCGAUCUGAGCUCAGAUGAUAUCUUGGCGCUGGCCGAACACCCCAAUAUCAUCGGAUGCAAGUUCACGUGCGGUAACACGGGGAAGUUGGCUCGUGUCGCGGCGGCGAAGCCGGAUUUCUUGAAUUUUGGUGGCUCGGCCGAUUUCACGCUACAGACGCUUAUUGCCGGUGGGGUGGGGAUUAUCGGUGGACUGGCUAAUAUCAUUCCGCGCUCGUGUGUGCGCGUUAUGGAGCUGUAUCGUGAUGGGAAGAUUGAGGAGGCCCAGAAGCUUCAAGCUAUUGUAGCGCGGGCGGACUGGGUUGCUAUUCAGGGUGGCUUCAUCGCGGUGAAGCAAGCCCUCCAAUCCUACCGGGGAUAUGGUGGUCUUCCUCGGAAGCCUUGUGUUGUGCCCUCUGUUAAGGCUGCGGCGGCCAUCCAGGAGGAGUUCCGGGAGGGGGUGGAAUUGGAAAAGUCAUUAGAGACAGUCUAA